Penicillium angulare is the source of this 231-nucleotide messenger RNA. Its product is annotated as Cytochrome c oxidase-assembly factor cox23. Bases 1 to 231 code for a protein of 76 amino acids. Lineage: Eukaryota; Fungi; Ascomycota; Eurotiomycetes; Eurotiales; Aspergillaceae. The transcript has 4 exons. The record is from RefSeq and is a predicted model, not a curated record.
AUGACGUCCGAAUCAUCACAGCCCAAGACCGAAGGUGAGGCGUGGCAGAAGACCGAUCGCAAAUCCUCACACGAGUUCUAUGAUCCUUGCCAAGACUUUGCAGAUCGGAGUUUAAAGUGCUUGAAGCGCAAUGGAUUUGAUCGCGAGAUGUGUGGUGACUAUUUCCAGGCCUACCGGGACUGCAAAAAGAACUGGUUGAACCAUAAGAAAGCCGUUGCCGAAUCCAAGUAG